UGAGAGCAAGGAUCUUGUCAAUGUCAUAGAUAAUCCUAACAAGUAUAAAACUAUGCUCACUGAGUGGUUUGUCGCCAAUCAGCGAUACCGAGACGCCCAUGCUUUGACAUAUUUGGAGUUUCCAUCCAAGUGGGUUUGGGAUGCAAAAACGAAGAGAUGGGGAAGGAGAAGGCGUAAUACAAAGUUUGGUCCUCCAAUUGGUCGAAUCUACAAUGUCCACCCUAGCACAAAUGAGCUGUUUUACUUGCGGAUGCUACUAACAGUAGUACCAGGAGCCACAUGUUUUGAAGAUUUGAAACUUUACCGUGGAACAUUGUUUGGUUCAUUUAAGGAAGCUUGCAAGGCUCGUGGGUUAGUUGGUGAUGACACUGAAUGGUUUCUUUUAUUUGAUGAAGCAAUCCAGUGGGCAUCUUCUUUCCAACUGAGGCACUUGUUUAUGACAGUUCUGCUAUUUUGCGGCGUCACCAAUGGCCAGAGGCUUCUUGAUAAAUAUUGGCGGUAUAUGAGUGAUGAUCUAUAUGCUCGGAUUGCUCAAUCCAUGAGCGAUGGUCGUCUGGUGAUUCCUUCCCAGUACUUGCAUGCUCAAUUAUUGCAGGAGCUUUCUAUUAUGUUUGGCAGCAAUGGUUAUUCUUUGGCGUCUUUUAAUAUAUCUACAGAUUCUCUUCUUAGUGGAAGGCUACUUGAUAAUAGGUUGGUUAUAGAAGAGAUGCAGUAUGACAAGAAUAAUCUGAGGACCAUGGCUUCUUCUCUUUACCAGAAGUUAAAUCGAGAACAGCUAGGUAUAUAUGAUCAGGUGAUGUCUGCUGCAACUGGCUCAACUGGAAAAGUAUUUUUUGUUUCUGGCCACGGUGGUACCGGAAAAACUUUUCUGUGGACUGCUAUCAUUACAGCUUUACGGGCUGAUAAUCACAUUGUUUUGGCGGUGGCUUCGUCCGGUGUAGCUUCUCUGUUGCUCCCAGGAGGGAGGACAGCUCACUCCCGGUUCAGAAUACCGUUUGAAAUUGAUGAGCGUACAAUGUGCAAUAUGUCUCGUGGAACCAACUUGGCUGAGCUUGUGGAAAAGUCUACAUUGAUAUUGUGGGACGAGGCGCCAAUGACACGUAGGCGUUGCUUUGAAUCUCUGGAUAGAAGUAUGAGAGAUGUUCUUUCGGUGAAUAAUGGUUCUCGGAGUUUACUUCCUUUUGGUGGCAAAACUGUUGUUUUGGGAGGUGAUUUCAGACAGGUACUUCCUAUUGUUGAAGGAGGCAGUAGGUCUGAAGUUGUUGAUUCUUCACUCAUCAGAUCGCCUUUGUGGCGACAUGUUACUGUUCUUAGGUUACGGAGAAACAUGAGGCUGUCUAAUCCUACACUUUCAGUGAAUGAAAUUGCAGAUUUAGAUAUGUUUGCGCAGUGGGUUCUCAGUAUAGGCGAUGGAACAGUGCCUAUGGUUGUACGUGAGGGGGAAGCCAGCCCUUCGUGGAUCUCUUUGCCACCUGAUAUAACAUUGUUACCUGAUUCUGACUAUGUGUCUGCUAUCGUCGAUGCUAUAUAUGAUUCCUUCCUUGACAGAUACUCUGAUCCAUCUUAUUUGGUCCAGCGUGCAAUUGUGUGUCCUACCAAUAAGGUUGCUGAUUCUAUAAAUGAUAUGGUCUUCUCUAUGGUUCCUGGUGUCGAAACGGUAUUUGAAAGUUGUGAUACUAUCUGCAAAACGAUGGAUAAUAUGGCAGAUGCAGAUCUACUGUAUACUCCGGAAUUUCUUCACAAUGUGGAUCCCAGCAAUUUUCCACGCCACAGGAUCUCACUGAAAGUCGGUGUGCCAAUAAUGUUACUACGCAAUAUUAACCAAUCUAUUGGACUUUGCAACGGUACCCGUCUCGUGGUUAGCAGGCUAUACGAGUGGGUUCUUGAAGCCAAAAUCAUGACGGGAAGCAAUGUAGGCAAGUGUGUGUGCAUACCAAAAAUCGUGCUCAAUGCCCCAUCUACCAAGUGGCCAUUCACGUUGCAGCGCCGACAGUACCCAAUCCGUUUAUGUUAUGCAAUGACCAUUAAUAAGAGUCAGGGGCAAACGCUUGAGAAAGUUGGAGUCUAUUUGCCAAAGCCUGUUUUUUCGCAUGGACAGUUCUAUGUUGCUGUGUCAAGAGUGACAUCAAGGAGAGGACUGAAAAUACUUGCACUUGAUGAAAAUGGAGAGCCAACUACUGAAACGAGGAACAUAGUGUACCAGGAGGUGCUCGAUUAUCUCUGAGGACAUUGUUUGCCUGUGCAUGCUGAGGCAAAUCCUAGACGGUG
Molecule: messenger RNA, 2268 nt
Organism: Lolium perenne
Lineage: Eukaryota; Viridiplantae; Streptophyta; Magnoliopsida; Poales; Poaceae
Source: RefSeq, a predicted model, not a curated record